Molecule: messenger RNA, 2446 nt
Organism: Sinocyclocheilus anshuiensis
Lineage: Eukaryota; Metazoa; Chordata; Actinopteri; Cypriniformes; Cyprinidae
Product: potassium voltage-gated channel subfamily A member 5-like
Exons: 3
Coding region: 237-1622 (461 amino acids)
Biological process (GO): action potential; protein homooligomerization; potassium ion transmembrane transport
Cellular component (GO): voltage-gated potassium channel complex; membrane
Molecular function (GO): delayed rectifier potassium channel activity; protein binding
Source: RefSeq, a predicted model, not a curated record
UAAGUAUCUGUACUGCACUGACCAAGGGCAGGACAAAGUUUGUGGUUCAGGGCACAGGAGAAAACACCUCCUGUUGGACUCGUAGGCUAGACCGUCUGGCAGAAAGGGGGGGCAGUAGAUACACAGCUCAUGGUGUGGUGCAGGUAGGGAAGAAACACGAAUAGCGUGGGGCAAAUAUUCUGGAUUUACGGACACUAGUGGCAGAGGACUGAGUGAACAAGAACGAAGAAGAAGAGAUGGACAAAGGAGGAGGAGGAGGAGGAGGAUUGGAUGGGGAAAUGGAGGUCACAAAACAAGCAGAGGAAGAGAGCGAAAGUGACAAGAAGCUCAAGGACCAGUGCAACAAGGCAGAAAAGGGUGACAAAGAGAAGGGUGAGCGGAAGAGAGAGAAUCGAAGAUCUGGUUCAAUGUGGAGAGGAGGCUGGGCGCUGUCCGAACGACUGGCCAUCAACGUGUCAGGCAUGCGCUACGAGACACAGAUUCGAACCCUGGCCCAGUUCCCUGAUUCUCUGCUCGGAGACCCUCAGCGCCGCCUGCGCUACUUUGACCCACUCCGCAACGAGAUCUUCCUGGACCGCAAUCGAUUCUGCUUUGACGCCAUCCUUUACUUCUAUCAGUCCGGAGGUCGGUUACGGCGGCCUGCCAAUGUGCCUCUGGACGUCUUCAUGGAUGAACUGCGCUUUUAUGAGCUGGGAGAGGAUAUCAUGGCUCGCUUCAAAGAGGAUGAGGGCUUCCCCAAGGAGGAGCCUCGGCCCCUGCCAGACAAUGAGAUCCAGCGCAAGCUGUGGAUGCUCUUUGAACACCCUGAGUCCUCUGGAGGUGCCCGCAUCAUCGCCAUCAUCAGCGUGAUGGUGAUUGUGGUCUCUAUCCUCAUCUUCUGUUUGGAGACGCUGCCUGACUUCAGAGUAGAGAAGGAGCUGAGAGAGACUCUCGGCACGGAGCUGGCCAAGUCUAGGGGAGCGACGCCGUCCAUGUCCCUGGCGAUCGUAAGGGUCAUCCGUCUGGUUCGAGUCUUCCGGAUCUUCAAGCUGUCUCGCCACUCCAAAGGCCUUCAGAUCCUGGGCCAGACGCUGAAGGCCAGCUUGAGGGAGCUGGCGCUGCUCAUCUUCUUCCUCUUCAUUGGAGUCAUCCUGUUCUCCUCGGCCGUGUACUUUGCCGAGGUGGACAAACCUGGAACGGCCUUCACCAGCAUCCCAGAAGCCUUCUGGUGGGCUGUGGUCUCAAUGACGACAGUGGGGUACGGCGACAUGUACCCAGAGACGGUGGGCGGAAAGCUGGUGGGCUCCAUGUGCGCCAUCGCCGGCGUGCUCACCAUCUCGCUUCCUGUUCCCGUCAUCGUUUCCAACUUCAGCUACUUCUACCACCGCGAAAUGGAGUGUGAGGACAACCAGGAAUACACACACGUCAGCACCUCCCUUUGGGAGGGGGAAGAAGGUGGGAAAGAAGGAGAAGAAGGUGAGGAAGGGCCUGGGGAACAGGGAGACCGCAUUCCUCUCGAAGGAGGCACGGCCUAUAGGGGUAUCUGCGCCCCUCUUAAUGGGACUCUCCUGGCUGGGCUUUGCGCGGGACAGACCGGAGUGCAAAGUGUAGGGAGCGUUUACCCACUGGUCACCCAAGUCUGAGAGACUGGAGAUCAAAGAGGAGGAAUGAGAGAUGGAGGUGGUCCUGUACCAUGUUUUAAGGUACACUGCCUCACUGUGACUCACUGAAUAUAUGUGGAGGAUGGGAAGGAAUAAAUGCAAGAAACAGAAAACGGUUGAUGAAGAGGCUGAGAAUCAACAAAAUGCAGAUGCAGUAUCCAAAGGAAAGGUAUAAAGAAGUUACAAAAAACAUUGACUUUCUAUCUAUAACACAUCUUUAAACCGCUUUCCUAACGUUCCGGUAACCAAACUAUUUUGACAUCACAACCUUUACUCUGAACUUUAAAUCACUGAAUGUAUUUAUUUGAGAAACUAUUUUGAUCUAUUCAGAGAGUGGCAUCUCAAUGCGUUUGGAAAAAUAGCUGAGGAUAAGCUGAGCUGUCUUGUGCAAUAAAAGCGUUUGCACCUUUGCUUUAAAGAUCUUACUGGAAUCGUUGACAUAUAUAUAUAUUAUCGGACUUGUUCGUAGGAAGAAGCGCCCUGCGGUGUCAUUUAAAUGUCAUGUAUUUUGUCACCUGUGUUGCAGCCAUGAAUGUGCCAGGGAUUUGUGUGUCCCGACGAAUGGAUAAAGUCUUAAGCAUCAUUCAUCUGGAGCAGUUUUGUGUUACUGCUGUUCUGACAUUGUUGAAAUGCUUGUGUAUGCAAAGGCUUUUUAGGAAAAUAUGUACAGUCAUUUAUGAUGUGUGUGUGCUCCGUGAAUUGUGUAACGCUGAGCCAUGUUUGUGUACUAUUUAUUCACAUUUUUAAUGACACAAAAAUCAUACUGAAGUGACUCAGUGUACUACAAAAAGAACAAACAAACUGAA